AUGGGGGGGGGUUCCCCCGGUGCCCGCGGGGUCCCGGCGCUGCGGUGCCGCCCGGUACCGACAGGGGGCGCCCCCGCCUCCCCCGGGGCGGGUAAAGGCGGCGGGAGCGGCACCGGCACCGGGCGGGAUGGCCCGGGGCGCGCUCCGCCUGCUCUGCUGCGCCGCUGCCCUGCUCGCUGCCGCAGGUACCGGGCACGGGGAGGGUCCGCGGGGUCCCGGGGCUCGGGGGAGAGGCGGCACCGGGGGCCGGGCGCUUCCCGGUACCGGCGGUGGGUGCACCUGGGGCCUCUCCCCGCCCGGUUCCAGGUGUGGGGAGAAGCGUCCGGGUGCUCCGGGGCACCGGGGACGUUCGGGGAGGUCUCCACGUGUAGCGGUCUCCAGUGGGGCACUGGGGGGUUCCGUGUCCCCUUUGGGGCUGGGGUUACCGGGGGGCUGCCCCGGAGCGCCCCGCCCCUCCCGGACCGCGGGCUGCCAAACCGGCUGCUCCUGGCACGGCUGCCCUGGCACCGCAUCGGCAUCCCGGGGCAAAGGGCCUCGGUGUCCCGGGCCACCGUGGGCCCCCCGUUCCCAGCCUGGGCCCCCCAUACCCUCCCCGCACCCCGAGGGGCCUCGCUCACCCAUCCUGGCACGCACGGGCUCCGUGCCAUCCUGGCACAGGCACCACACCACCCAACUCCAUCCAACACCUCGAGAUCAACACCUCCAUCAUCUCCAUCCAACACCACCACACCAACUCCAUCCAACACCUCGAGAUCAACACCUCCAUCAUCUCCAUCCAACACCACCACACCAAAAACUCCAUCUACUACCUUGGGAUCAACACCUGCAUCAUCUCCAUCCAACACCACCACACCAACAACUCCAUCCAACACCUCGAGAUCAACACCACCCAGCACCACCACACCAACAACCCCACUCAAUGUCUCGGGAUCAACACCUCCAUUAUCUUCAUCCAACGCCACCACAGCACCAUCUUCAGCCAGGACACCUUCAUCCAACGCCACCACGGCACCAACUCCAUCCCACACGAAUGUGUCCAGACCCACAGAGCGUCCAUCCAGCCCAGCCCCCUCCUCACCCAGCCCCUCUGGGCCUGCCUCUCCUCCCACAGCCCCCGUGAGCACCAGCAGUGUCACCAGCGGUGUCACCAGCAGCUCCAGAGGGACAGCAGCCCCUGGGAGCUCUGAGCAGCGCCCCACCGAGCUGAGCCCUGCCGUGGUCGCUGUCCUCUCCCUGGCCGUGUGCGUGCUGCUGGCGGCGGUGGCCGCGCUGCUGGUGCGGCGGGCCCGGCGCGGGACCCCCCCGUUCCAGCACCUGGAUGAGGUGCCCAUGAGCAAAGUGACCGAGGGGUCCCCUGUGCCCACCCCCAGCUGAGCCCCCAGUGCAGCUGAAUAAAGGAGCCGCU
Zonotrichia leucophrys gambelii is the source of this 1405-nucleotide messenger RNA. Its product is annotated as nascent polypeptide-associated complex subunit alpha, muscle-specific form-like. Bases 1 to 1374 code for a protein of 457 amino acids. Lineage: Eukaryota; Metazoa; Chordata; Aves; Passeriformes; Passerellidae. The transcript is spliced from 4 exons. The record is from RefSeq and is a predicted model, not a curated record.